AUGGAUCAAAAUGGCCACUCUACUCGUUUCUGGAGUGACAAUUGGUCGCCAUAUGGUUCUAUGCGUUCAUACUUGAAUAUAAGCGGUGACUCGGCACUGGGGAUCUCCUCAGAGGCGACUCUUGCAUCACUAUACAGAGAUAAUUAUUGGAGGCUACCACCUGCAAGAUCAGAGGCAUUAGUAAACAUCCAUGCUUUACUAAUAACAACUACUCUCAACGAUUCAGAAGACUUCUAUGAGUGGGAAGUAGACGGGAGGAAAAGCAGAAAAUAUAGUACAGGAGUAGUCUACGGGAAGCUUUGUGAUGAGGGAAUCUCAGUACCUUGGUUCUACUCUGUGUGGAAUAAAGGAGGGAUUCCUAGGCACAGUUUUUUAGCUUGGCUAUUUGUGUUGAACAGAUGCCCAACAAAGGACAGGAUACUCGGAUGGGGCCUUCAAACUUCUCCUACAUGUCUCCUUUGUAACCAAGUGGCUGAGAGUCGCAGACAUCUCUUCUUUGACUGUAACUUCUCGUGGAACCUGUGGAGAUCGGCUGCAAGGCGGUGUGGUAUUCAGCCAGAGAGAACUUGGGAUCGAGUCAUGGCUCAGCUUCAAUCAACAAACAGACGAUCAACAACAGGUAUUCUUCUUCGUAUCUGCUGGCAGGCUUGCAUUUACUGGGCUUGGACUGAGAGGAACGGUCGAUUGCACCGCCAAUUGUUUCGAUCCACAGACGCAAUCUCUCGCCUUCUGGAAAGGCAGGUGAAAGACAGAAUCUCUUCGCUCAGGGACUCAAAUCCAGGGGCUACUUCUCGGCUUAUGCAGCAAUGGCUGGCGUAA
Molecule: messenger RNA, 819 nt
Organism: Brassica napus (rape)
Lineage: Eukaryota; Viridiplantae; Streptophyta; Magnoliopsida; Brassicales; Brassicaceae
Exons: 1
Coding region: 1-819 (272 amino acids)
Source: RefSeq, a predicted model, not a curated record